CCACAAUUACACAUUUUCGAUAAAAAAAAAAAAAAAAACCUCAAAACCCUCGCAUUGACUUGUUUAAAUAUUCAACUUUUUUGCAUUCAAUCAAACCUAUUGCUACAGAUUACCCAAAUUUCAGUUAAUUUUGUUUAUUAAUUCAUCAAUGGAUGAUCGAACUUGGAAUUUUUCCCUCUCUACUUCCUCUUCCAAGUACAAUCAGUCUUACUCUGAUAAUUUAUUGGAUUAUGAAGAAUAUGAUGGAGAUACUGAUAUUGAGGUAGAUUAUCCAUGCCCCUUUUGCUCUGAGGAUUUCGAUAUUGUUGGAUUAUGCUGUCAUAUUGAAGAGGAGCAUUAUGAUGAAUCUAAACGAGGGGUUUGUCCCAUAUGUGGCACAAGCGUUGGAGCAGACCUGGUUGAGCACAUAGCUUUUCAGCAUGAAAACAUCUAUAAGAGCGGGAGCAAGACGAGACAUAGUCACGGUGAUUCUCAGUCUACUCUUGCUUUAUUAAGGAAGGAAAUGCUAGAGAGAAGUUUGAAAUGUCUUCUAGGGAGCUCUUCACCUGUAAUUUCUUCCUCUGAUGCAGCUGUUGAUCAAUUGCUCUCAUCAUUUGUCCGUAGCUAUUCAACAACUCCUGAGAUCAAAAGUAAGCCAUCAUGUUCCUCAGUUGAUGCACCUGUGACAGAGGAAGUUGUGGAUGAGGAUACGCUAGAAAGGGAGAUGAAUACCCUUGUUAUAUCCGAGGAGAAGCAGGAGGAGCAUGCACAAAAAUGCAAGUUUAUGCAGUCGCUUGUAUUUUCUACUAUCCUUGAUGAUGACUUAUAGUGGUGACUUUGGAUGGCAAUUGUCUCAGCUCUUGCGGAAGAAUGCUCCAGCUGCUUUAGUUAUGGAACUAUCCGUGUAACUUCAGAUCAGCAAUGAUAUCACUAAGCUAAGUGAAGCAGAUGAAGAAACCAGGUUACAGCAUGUAUUGCAAUCCACAAUGUAAGAAUGUAACACUCUGCACAUAGAAACAAAUUAUUUACUAUUGUGAUAUAGUGGUAAAUUGGCUGUUUGUACUCCUUAUCGGAUGUGAUUUAGAAGAUAUCAACAUUCUUAUGUGGUAAGAAAAAGGGUGAAUAUGGUGUUAGAUUUGUAGAGUAGCAGCCAUAGAUCUCAUCUUUCGUCUCUAUUCCUAUGCUUUGACAUCGCCUUAAUAUUGUAUUGUGAGACUAACAUGACUAUAUUCAUGAAGUUAUUUCUUUAAUUACUAUGAAAUUACUUUUCAUCUCA
Chenopodium quinoa (quinoa) is the source of this 1255-nucleotide messenger RNA. RefSeq names its product protein DEHYDRATION-INDUCED 19 homolog 4-like. Bases 149 to 808 code for a protein of 219 amino acids. Lineage: Eukaryota; Viridiplantae; Streptophyta; Magnoliopsida; Caryophyllales; Amaranthaceae. The transcript is spliced from 5 exons. The record is from RefSeq and is a predicted model, not a curated record.